AUGAGAGGCUGCAAAAUGUUGAGCAGAGAUCCGAAUUCACGCAAAGGAUGGCUGUUGCCUCCGGUUGGAUUCCUCGGAAUUGUGGCCACAAUUUGCUCCAUAAUCGGCACAAUGAUUUUGAGUAAACAUUGGAAAGCGCCCAUUGCCCAGAGCGCCCCGAAAGUGCCCAGAAGACAUAGCCAACGCCAAACCGCUCUGAAUUGCACGGGAGAGAUGUGCUACGUUUUUCGAGAUACAGGCGCCAAUCGGACAGCUUAUGGAUGCAUUCAUGGGAUGAAAUACUGGAACAUCUCGGAUGGUUGCUAUGUUGAUCCAAUCAGUUUCAUGCCAUCACUGACUGAGCCAAAUCCCUCUUCAACUUAUGCUUGUUUGUGCUCAGUCGAUGAUUGCAACAAAAAGCUUCCCGUACUCGAUAUUCAAAUUAAGAAAGCAACUUGGUCAAAUGAGACAUAUCCAGUGACAAUUCGAGAGCCAUACCGAGUUCAAUGUCAUUCAUUUUUAAACAAUGUCACACUCGACCAAAACGGGGAUUUACCUCUACUGACCGCCGCAAAUUUCACCACUUUCAUGGCUCCAAUGUGUCACUCGGAGUAUUGGUUGCUGCAAAACGACUACGUUGAGACGAACGACUUUCAGCGAGCUCGUUUAUUCAUCGAUGGUGCGUGGAGAAAGCAAACCGAUGCUCUUUUUCAGAUUUGGGAGUUGCACACACAAAUCUUGUGGUUCUACAAUGACGGGAAUGGCUAUGGGAGGCCUCAUGAAUUGCCUACCUAUAAUGGUUUGGUUUACGCAGUGCAACCCGGGAAAACCCUCAAAGUGUAUCGCAUUUUCUGUGAUUGGGAUUUCUGCAACACAAUCAACAUUACCAAUAUGGCUCCAUCGCUGGUGAAAUGCCAAAUGAUGGAUGGGAACACUUGCAUGGGACACAUGUGCUAUUGGGUGGUGCCGGGCGAACGCCGCGGUUCACACAGCUAUGAGCCAGAAACCCAAGGCUGUUUUGUGCAGGAUGACUCGCGAGCGAGUGGAAGAUUGGAGGUUGGAAAAUACCUUUAUGGAUCGGUGUUUCGCUUUUGUGAUGAGGAUAUGUGCAAUGUGAAUCUCGAACAAAUGGACAAAUCGAUUAAGAAACGAGCACAAAAUUCGACUCACUUCACGCCAUACACCGGAUCAUCACCUACAUAUGCGUCUUUUACUCUAAUUUUCCUUCUUUUUAAGUGUCAAAUA
Molecule: messenger RNA, 1224 nt
Organism: Mesorhabditis belari
Lineage: Eukaryota; Metazoa; Nematoda; Chromadorea; Rhabditida; Rhabditidae
Source: the annotation of a GenBank genome assembly